Molecule: messenger RNA, 1347 nt
Organism: Ilex paraguariensis (yerba mate)
Lineage: Eukaryota; Viridiplantae; Streptophyta; Magnoliopsida; Aquifoliales; Aquifoliaceae
Source: the annotation of a GenBank genome assembly
AUGGCAUCUCCGAAUUCUCUCUCCAAAGUCGCUAUGGAUUCACAAACCGACGGUUUCAGUGGUUGUUCCCCAAGGCUCGUAGCCUUAGCUCAAGAGCUUCGUCUCUAUAAACCUCCUCGAUCGAUUUAUGAAAUUGAUGUUGAAGAGGAAAGCAUUGAAGACAGUGCCGGGAAGGCUGUUUCUCAAGUGGGUUUUCCAGAGUCUGCAACCCCAAUGGCCAAUGAGCCAAAAAAGUUCAGACCCAAGAGAGCUGCAGUUCUGAUCUGUCUCUUUGAAGGGGAUGAUGGUGAUCUUCGUGUCAUCCUCACUAAGAGGGCUUCCAAGCUUUCUACUCACUCAAGUGAAGUUGCGUUGCCUGGAGGGAAGGCAGAGGAGGCAGAUGCAAAUGAUGUCGAGACAGCAACUAGAGAAGCCAGGGAAGAGAUAGGCUUGGAUCCUUCAUUUGUGAAUAUUGUGACUACCCUUGAGCAGUUCUUGUCCUUGCACCUCAUUAUAGUAAUUCCUGUCAUUGGCAUACUUUCUGAUAAGAAAGCCUUCAAGCCUGCUCUUAAUGCUGCUGAAGUGGAAGCAGUAUUUCACGCUCCCUUGGAAAUGUUUCUAAAGGAUGAUAAUCGGAGAUCAAAAGAGAUACAGUGGGCUGGAGACCUGUGGCUGAUGCAUUUCUUUGACUAUGAAAUGAAUGAUAAGAAGUAUGUGAUAUUUGGUUUAACUGCUGCGAUUCUGAUUAGGGCAGCAUCUGUUGUGUUCAAAAGGUCACCAGCUUUCCUGGAGCAGAAUCCAAAAUUUAAGCCCAAGAUUAAAACAAGGCUUUGAAAAGAAUAAGAUUUUGGAGCCAAUUGGCAACAAGUGUGAAGCAAUAUCUUCCUGGAGUAUUAUUGUCAAGACACUCACUCUAGAUCUUCCUUCUGAGCUUCCCCCAGGUCCUCCUUCCAUGCGCAGAAUGCUUAUUCUAUGACAUCAAUACCUUUCAGAAUAUAGUUCACAGGGUUGUGGAGGAAAGGCUAUCCAUACUACCAUUUUAGAGAUAGUUUAAACCAGUUCAGAAAAAUAGAAGUUCAGCUGCAAAGCUUCAGCUUGAAUGACGAUCAUGAAAGCCAGAACUGCUCUUUGCCUGAUGAAAGGAAUUUUUCUCUCUUUUCUCCAAAAAAUGAGAAAAACCCUUCUCUGUUGGCUUAUGAAUAGAAGUGGCCUUGCUAUAAGUCAUAUUGUUUUUUCAUGUUUUAGUGUGAAACUUCAGUAUUCAUCCUUCUGAAUGUAGAAACAUUGUAGAGUAUUGAUUCACUUAAAACAUUAACCAAUUAUGAUGGGUGCUUUGACAAGCUAUUCUGUUAGAACCUUGGUGGAGAG